AUGGUUUCUAAGGAGCAAAAGAGAACAGCACUGCAUGAGAAGCUGCAACAUCUUCGUUCUAUUACUAACUCUCACGCUCUGAACAGAACCUCGAUCAUAAUUGAUGCAUCGAAGUAUAUCGAAAAGUUAAAGCAAAAAGUAGAAAGACUGAAUCAAGAGAUAGCCUCUGGAGAAACUUCAAAUGCCCACAAUCCCUUGCCUAUGGUUACAGUGGAAACCCUAGAAAAGGGAUUUCUCAUAAAUGUUUUCUCAGCAAAAGGGUGCUCAGGUCUGCUAGUUUCCAUAUUGGAGGCCUUUGAAGAGAUGAGACUCACAGUGCUGGAAGCUAGGGUUUCUUGUACAGACACUUUUCGAUUUCAAGCAGUUGGAGAAAAUGAAGAACAUGGCGAGACUAUUGAUGCACAAGCUGUGAAACAAGCAGUGGGACAAGCGAUAAAGAAUUGGAGCGAAACUACCGAUCAAGACUAA
Molecule: messenger RNA, 468 nt
Organism: Abrus precatorius (Indian licorice)
Lineage: Eukaryota; Viridiplantae; Streptophyta; Magnoliopsida; Fabales; Fabaceae
Exons: 4
Coding region: 1-468 (155 amino acids)
Biological process (GO): regulation of DNA-templated transcription
Cellular component (GO): nucleus
Molecular function (GO): protein dimerization activity; sequence-specific DNA binding; DNA-binding transcription factor activity
Source: RefSeq, a predicted model, not a curated record